Spinacia oleracea (spinach) is the source of this 2699-nucleotide messenger RNA. RefSeq names its product probable F-box protein At2g36090. The coding region runs from base 1515 to 2615 and encodes 366 amino acids. The record is from RefSeq and is a predicted model, not a curated record. Gene Ontology annotation, molecular function: protein binding. NCBI's taxonomy places the organism in Eukaryota, Viridiplantae, Streptophyta, Magnoliopsida, Caryophyllales, Amaranthaceae. The transcript has 3 exons.
UUACCUAAAAAAAAACGCGAUUUUUCUCUCUCCUCUUCAAUUGAUACACGACGGCAUUGAAGAGGAAGAUUCAAGCUUGAAUGAAAGUGGUUCUUCACUCAAAUUGCUUGCCACGAAUUGUUACUCAGGCCUCAACGAAUCAGGAGGCUCAGAUUGGCAUAGCAUCAAACAAACAAUUUGGUGAGGCAAAUCAAGCAAGGAGAAAUCUACCAUGGCGGCAAAGCAAAACUGAAAAGGGGCACAUUUGAGGAGAGAGAAAAUCUCAUCCCACCAACAUGCAAAACACCCAUCAAAUUGCUGCCAAGCCAAAUGGCGAACCACCCAAGAUAAGAAAUGCUCACAAACCCAAAAUUGAAAGUUUGAAUACUGUGAAACGAUUCUUUAUCAUCACUGCCUCAUUAUUACUACGAGUACUACUACUACUGUUGCUGCUACUGCAUGUUCAUUUUCGUUAUUUCUUUUCAUCUUCUUUGCAUCUUCUUUACAAACCUUUCUUCCUAGAAUCGCGUUUUUUUUAAGGUAAAAAAUGAUUCAGUAAGGGAGUUGGUUUUGGAGGGAAACUUGGGGAUUUUUUUUUACUUUUUUUAAUGAGUAAAUGGACACGUGGCAUUUUCCGGUUGCCACGUGUCAAAGUCAAUGCCAGAAACCUGGGUCAACUCCAAGAAUCCGGGCAAAGGUCCUAGUCAACAAAAAUUAUUUUAUUUUAGGUCCCAUUUCACCAAUUUUGACAUAAAAUGUCAUUUCUCGCAAAAAAAACGCUUAUAAAAGGUCCUUUUUGGCAAAAAAUCAUAUUUUAAAUAGCUAUAUUCAUUUGUUGUUUUGCUCAUUUUCCAUAAUAAUUAACCGUUGUAGUGGGGUUUAAAGACGGAAAACAUUAACGACAAACGUCAAAUGGUAGUGUUAGUCAAACAACAAAUAAAGUAGUAAAAUAUAUAUAUUUUUAAAAAAAAGUAGCAAUUCACAAAACCACAAAACUUAAAGGUAAUGUAUCACCAAAUUCCUAAAUUAAUUAUUGUUAUCAAUUUUGAUUUUUGUUCCACAUAAACAUGUAAAAUCUUUGAAGUUAAUGAUUAAUAAUGACCACUACUUACUACCUAAACGUUGUCCUAAAUUAAAUAAAUGAAAGUUGCUUAAACGUCAAACACCACAUUGCUAAUUAUAGAGUGUUGAAUUGACUCCCACCAAACUAUCUUUCUAUAAUCUCAUUUACGUCUAAUGAUUUUGUGUCUUGUCUCUUUCAAUUUAUAAUUAUCUUUUUCCAAUUCAUUUUUAAUUUAUGAAUAUCUUAGAUAUCUUAGAAUAAUAAUAAUAAUAAUAAUAAUAAUAAUAAUAAAAAAAAAAAGCUUGCAAGCAUCUCCUUCUGUAUUGCCGGAUACUUGGGCCAUAUAUUAUGAAGUUAGCGAAGAAAAAGCUCGAACUUUUGGCACAAAAUUGAGGACGACACAACUUCCCAUUAACCUCCACCAAUUACUCUCAUAAUUUCAGCCAUUUUUAGAUGACAAGAGGACAUUAAAAUGCCAGUUGAAGCUGAAAGCAUAUGUCCGCUAAGCAAUGAUAUAUUGUACGAUAUAUUGGGGCGUCUUGAUGGGGCAACUUUAGCUAGUGCAGCAUGCACUUGUGCAUCAUUUUCCUCUAUCUCAAAAGAGGAGAAAAUAUGGGAAAAUGUUUGCAAUUCCCUGUGGCCAUCAGUUAACAGGGAUGAUGUCAGGAACUUGAUUAGAUCAAUUGGUGGGUUCAGAAAGUUCUACUCAGACUCUUAUCCUCUUAUUGUAAAUAAAGAUUUAGGUUUGGAUUCCUUUCUGGAAUACCCAGAAGAAUGGCCUGAAGCUGACUAUUAUGAAGAUUUUGAAGAAUAUGAGAGUAUCACACCAUCAGAUUUUGUUUCCCUUGUUGAUAUAAGGUACAAGGACAAGACAAUAUUCUCAAAAGUCCUUUGGGGUAUUUCUGAAUCAGAUGUUCUUGGCCGCUGGUUCUAUAAUGCACCAUUUCACAUUGAGCUUGGCAGUUCAGAUGUCAGUAACAACGCCGGAAAAGUGAUCAUUUCAGGGGAGGAUGGUUUGCCCCAAAUUGAAUCUGUAGAUAAUGAAAGAAAGGAAGGAAAGCUCUGGGUAGAGCUACGAGAUAGGUUAAGACUUAGUUGGAUCAUUGUAAAUAAAAAGGUUAAGCAAGCGGCCAAUGUUUCGAGUUUAAUCCCACUAGGAGUUCAGAGGCAUUGGCCAAGUGAUAAGGAUUUUCUAGUACGAUUUGGUUCAGUUCUCCCUGCCAAAGGUAUACUGCCUUGUCAAGUGGUAGAAUGCAUUCUUGUUGUCAAAUUUAGAAUGUUUAAAAAUACUACUAGUAAUUUUGUAAACCUUGAGAUGACUCAAGUGAGAAUGCAGUUGGAAGAUAUGGAAGGUUUUCAUCUGAAUGGUAGAAACACUCUGAUGGUUCUUAAAAAGGCGUUAAGCUGCAGAAAGACCAGGAACUAUAGUGAAGUUCUCGAGUCUUGUAAUCUGUAUUCCAGAGUUCGAAGUGAAAUAAAGGAGGAGAAGUUGCGAAAUGAAAGCCGGAUUGAUAAGAUGUGCAUCUUAACUGGAGUUGUAGUUGUUGUUACUUUUUGGUUUUGCAUCCUCUGAAGUUGUUUGUAAAGUUGUAAUUGUAAGUAUCAUUAUGUUUGGAUUUUUACUUAAAAUUAUAUACAAAAUAUUCGUUAUUCAUUU